CAUCAGCUGUUUGAUAACUGGUACUGAAGAGCGGGUGCAGGACGUGGGCCGCAUUGUGUGUAAACUAUAUGAUUAUUCACUGCAGUUUUACAGCAUUUUAGAGCUACAAUUGAGCGUGAGCUUACAUUUGAAGAUGCCUCCUUCAGCCGGUAAAGUCUUAGUGAGAAAGACGUUAAGGGAAGUGCUGAUGGGUCGAGAGGACCCGGAGGGGUUUUUCGCGACGUGCGUGUCGGCUCUGGGGCACCAGGAGACCCGCUCACAGUUCCGGUCCCUCAUCCGGCCUCUGUGCACCGCCCACGGCCCCCUGCACUCCACCCUCACCUCCAUCUACGAGCAAUAUUUCACUGAGACUGAAGAUGAUGACCUGGGACUUGCACUAGCACUCUCUCUAAUGGAAAUGAAAGAUCACCAGCUGUCGACCCCGAGCCAAGAGUCCCGACUUCAUCAACCUGGAGGCAGACCGAAUCCACUGAUCUCUGUAUCUCAGCCACAGGGAAGCAGCCGCAUCCAGCCAGCAGAUGUAGUCGGCAGGAGAAAAACCCACAACUCAUCACAAACUGGACCCUGGGUGAAGGCGAACCCACCACAGACAAACCAGGAAGCUGUGCUUCAGAAAAGCACCCAUGUUGACAAAUAUGAAAAGGAGACACCAGGAACAAGUCAGACUGUGUGUGUCUCCGGACUGUCUUGCUCAAUUCCCAAGCACAACACAGUGGAAGAAAGUGACAAAAUGAUGGCCGAGGGAGAUUUGAAUCCAUCAGAGAAACCAAAACGCUCCAAGAACAGGCGCCAGCGGCGUAAAGGCGCCAGCCAGCAGGUUGUUGGUUUGCCCUGUUCUCCGUCGGCUCUGCCACCGGUUCUGCUGUGGUUCAGGAGGGACCUGCGACUCGGGGACAACCCUGCUCUCAUUGGCUCGUUGGAGGUCGGUGCACCUGUCAUCCCUGUCUUCAUCUGGAGCCCCGAGGAGGAGGAGGGACCUGGGAUUACAGUGGCUAUGGGGGGAGCAUGUAAAUACUGGCUUCAUCAAGCUUUGUCUUGUUUCUCUUCAUCUCUGGAGUGCAUUGGCAGCCAUCUUGUGUUUUUCGAGGCGAAUGGAUCUUCUUUGCAUACCCUUAAGGAGCUAGUAAAGGAGACUGGGGCGAGAACUGUCUUGGCUAACGCCCUCUAUGAACCUUGGCUGAAGGAGAGGGAUGAUGUGGUGGUGUCAGCCCUUCAGAAAGAUGCUGUUGAGUGCAGAAUGUUCCACUCGUACUGUGUCAGAGACCCUUACUCUGUCAGCACGGAGGGUGUUGGACUCAGAGGAAUAGGUUCAGUGUCUCACUUCAUGGACUGCUGUAGACAGAACCCAGGGUCUGCAUUAGGGGGGCCCCUGGACCCUCCUGUAUCUCUCCCCACACCUGCCCACUGGCCUCAGGGUGUUUCAUUGGGCACACUAGGCCUGGCACGCAUGCCCCGCAGGAAGGAUGGCACAACGAUUGACUGGGCAGCUAACAUCCGUAACUCUUGGGAUUUCAGUGAGGAAGGCGCGUGUGCCCAGCUGGAGGCCUUUCUGAAUGAUGGUGUGUAUAGAUAUGAAAAAGAGUCCAGCAGGGCAGAUGCCCCAAAUACCAGCUGUCUGUCUCCCUACCUUCACUUUGGUCAGCUCAGCCCACGCUGGCUAUUGUGGGAUGCCAAAGGGGCCCGCUGUCGACCCCCAAAGUUCCAACGCAAACUGGCGUGGAGAGAUUUGGCUUACUGGCAGCUGACAUUGUUUCCUGACCUCCCCUGGGAAUCCCUCAGACCUCCAUACAAGGCUCUGCGGUGGAGCAGUGAUCGUGGCCACCUGAAGGCCUGGCAGCGGGGGCAAACAGGCUACCCUCUGGUGGACGCAGCUAUGAGGCAGCUGUGGCUGACAGGCUGGAUGAACAACUACAUGAGACAUGUGGUGGCGUCUUUUCUAAUAGCAUAUCUCUAUCUGCCCUGGCAAGAAGGUUAUCGCUGGUUCCAGGACACCCUAGUGGAUGCUGAUGUUGCCAUCGAUGCUAUGAUGUGGCAGAAUGGGGGCAUGUGUGGUCUGGAUCACUGGAACUUUGUUAUGCACCCCGUCGAUGCAGCAAUGACCUGUGACCCCUAUGGCAGCCAUGUUAGGAAAUGGUGUCCUGAACUUGCAGAUUUGCCUGAUGACCUUAUUCACAAACCCUGGAAAUGUCCCGCAUCCAUGCUUCGACGUGCAGGUGUGGUCUUUGGCCAGACAUACGCCGAGCGAAUAGUUACAGACCUGGAGGAGCGGAGGAGUCAUUCCCUGCAAGAUGUGGCUCUGGUGCGAAAAGAGUUUGGCCGGUACGUGGACAAGCAAUCAGGCUGCGACUUGGUGCCUCUGCCCCCACGCCUUGUCUCUGAGGCUCUAGGCUUAUCCCACAGGGAUGGCGGUGUGGUAACAGAAGGGAAGCACUUCCUGUUACCGGUUAUCACCCGCAUGGAAUUCAAACACCAGCUGGAAGAUCCAGAUGCCACCUCAAAUCCUUACAACGCGGUUCUAAAAGGAUAUGUGAGUCGCAAGAGGGAUGAGACCAUUGCCUUCCUUAAUGAGAGAGACUUUACUGCCAGUGUGAUGUACGAGGGAGUUCAGAGAAAGGAGAGGCUGGAGAGCAAUUAUCGCAGAAUCGAGGGACUCCCUCAGCCUCCUGCACCUCGGGGCAGGGCCAGACGAACUCCAACAGCCAAGGACAGGUUUCCUGUGGUACCUAGUGGGUCGGUCUCCUCAGUCAGGUGACCCAGAGAUCAAGAUGGAAAGUUAAGUUCUAAGUGACCAGACACUAACUAGCUGUAACAUGCACAAGUACAACAUGUUACAGAACAAUAGUCUUUAAGUGUAAAGAUGAGGAAAGAACAAAUUCUACACUGGACUGUAGACUGUGGAUAAGGAGUAAAAUGUGUUGACCGUUUGCAGAAGGCGCAUUCGAAACAUUUAGUGUUCAGCAAAGUCACACGAAUCUGAGGUAUGUUACACAAAAAAAUAUACAUUGUAUCGUUUUAGUCUUUAGUGGGGGAAAAAAAAGCAUUUGGAGUCAUCUUAAAUGAGUCUAUUUAGAGUGUUUUGAAAAUGUAUAUUUAGUCAUAAGUGUGUGCAUCAAAAUUAUGUGAUGCUCUGACUGUCAACCUGUUCAAUACCUGUAAUGUCAAAGAUCUUGUGUAGUCACAUGUGACACUACAAGACAAGUAGUCAUUUUAUUAAAAAACCUACUCCAAAUCUUUGGGAUUUAAUAAAAGAAAACAAUGUC
Messenger RNA from Cyclopterus lumpus (lumpfish), 3260 nucleotides. RefSeq names its product deoxyribodipyrimidine photo-lyase. The transcript has 9 exons. Gene Ontology annotation, molecular function: DNA binding; FAD binding. Gene Ontology annotation, cellular component: nucleus; cytoplasm. The record is from RefSeq and is a predicted model, not a curated record. NCBI's taxonomy places the organism in Eukaryota, Metazoa, Chordata, Actinopteri, Perciformes, Cyclopteridae. Gene Ontology annotation, biological process: circadian regulation of gene expression; entrainment of circadian clock by photoperiod. The coding region runs from base 134 to 2752 and encodes 872 amino acids.